Molecule: messenger RNA, 2950 nt
Organism: Penicilliopsis zonata CBS 506.65
Lineage: Eukaryota; Fungi; Ascomycota; Eurotiomycetes; Eurotiales; Aspergillaceae
Exons: 4
Coding region: 222-2813 (863 amino acids)
Biological process (GO): DNA-templated transcription; regulation of transcription by RNA polymerase II
Cellular component (GO): nucleus
Molecular function (GO): DNA-binding transcription activator activity, RNA polymerase II-specific; zinc ion binding; RNA polymerase II cis-regulatory region sequence-specific DNA binding
Source: RefSeq, a predicted model, not a curated record
GAAGUGGAAGGCUCGAUUCCAUCGCUGCCUACGACCAAACUCAUCGCUGACGCUGUAAAUAGUACCACGGGGAUGACGCGGGGAGACAGUCGCCUUUUGUUUUCAUUGCUGGACAUAGGUUACUGUGUUUCUCAGGGGGAGCUGGAUAUGUGAAGCCCACCGUGGCAAAUUGCUUCUUCCCACGGAGUGCCUGCUAACUGCCAGCAAACAAAAAUUAAACCAUGGAAGACGACUUUGAACUCUUCGGCGCCCAUCAGGGACAACACCAGACAUACCAGGGCCAAGGCGACCGCGAGAAAUCACCGCCGAAGCGUCGCCGGCCGCCGCUGUCGUGCACGGAAUGCCGCCGCCGCAAGCUGAAAUGCGACCGUCUGCUGCCCUGCAGCCAGUGUGUGCGGUCGAAAACCGCCGACUCGUGUAUCUACACGGGCUUGCAGCCGGAGAUGCGAGCCCAGCGCCAGCCGUCAAGCGAGAUCGCUGCUCACCAGGAUAACACCUCCCCGUUGGCGAUCUCCUCGAACGCGAUUUCCGUUCCGCGGCCUCCCGGCGGCCUCCCCUCCGCCAACACAACCACCACCGCCAUAACCACCGUUGCCGCCGCCCAGAAUUCGUCUCCUUCGCAGGCUGGCGUCUUCGUCUUUGACUCGAAGCUCAAGAACCCCGCCCACCGCAUCACCAAGGCGCCGCGCCCGCCGGACGAGGUGCACGAACUGCGUCGGCGGGUGCAAACGUUAGAACACGCGUUGGCCAGGGCGGCCAACGUGCCGACCCCGGAGCACUCAGGAUAUGACGGCGUGUCGGAGAUGGGGUUGCGGUCAGUGCCGCUGCAUCAGGACCAGAUCCUCGACGAUCACGUCGAGAACCUGGCGGAUGCUUGCUUUCGAGGGAAGAUGAGAAAGACACGCUACUUCGGCCGGUGCCACUGGACGUUGUCGGUGUCGAUCUUCCAGGAUAUCCGCAAAUUUCUCAAGGAGACACGGCAAAACGAGGCGCACCGGUCGGAAUUCAAGUCGAUGAAACGCUUCAAGUCGGAGGUAUGGGGCAAGGAGAAACGUGAUCACCAGCGCGUUCUGCAGAGCACCUCCUUCCGACUGGAGGACCUUCUGCCGUCGCGCGCCGUGGCGGACGAGUUGGUCAAUCUGUACUUGACGACUUUUGAAAUGACCCAUCGCAUCCUGCAUGUCCCGACGUUUCUCGAGCAGUACAACGCCUUCUGGGCCGCGGCAACCCGCCCGCCCGACAACACCGUCUUCGAAGCCAUGCUGCUGGCCAUCUUCGCGGCAAGUAGCUCCUUUUUGGAUCCCAAUCUCAAGGUUCUAGGCGAUGAGCCGGCCCCCAAGGUCGCCUCGCGCUGGAUCCUGGCGGUGCAGUCGUGGCUCCCCUCUACCAAUGUCAGCUCCUGGAUCGAUAUCCGCUGGCUGCAGGUACAGUGCAUCGUUGUUAUUGCGCGACAGGCAACAGCAUGCGAUGGAGACAUCGUCUGGGUGCAUUCCGGCGCACUAUUACGCUCGGCGAUGAUGAUGGGCCUGCACCGGGACCCCUAUCGGUUCCCGAGCAUGACGAGAUUCUGGGCGGAGAUGCGCCGUCGGCUCUGGACAACGCUGGUCGAACUAGAGAUCCAAUCCUCGCUGGACAGCGGUGUCGCCCCCGCCAUUGAUCCCGAGGAAUACGACUGCGGUCUGCCGUCGGACAUUGACGACUACGAUCUGAUGGAUGACAAGAGCGACGACCCUCUACCGAGGCAGACGACCGACUCCUUCACCCGUUCGACCUUCCAGAAGGUCAUGCUCCGCUCGCUCACCUUCCGACUCCGGGUCUCCAAGUUGGUCAACUCGCUCAAGUUCAGUCUCAGCUACGACGAGGCGCUGCGCCUCAGCGAAGGGCUGGAACAGCACCUGAGAGAUGCGUCCAUCGCAUUCGCCCCUUCGUCGAGAGCUGCAUCGCCGGACAUGGACCUGGCCGCCUUCCCGCGGUCAAUGUAUGUUUUCCUCCUGCGACGACAUUUACUCGCUCUCCACCGCCCGUUUUCCCUGAGUAUCGUCCGGUCUCCGAAAUUCGCCUACUCGCGCAAACAGUGCCUUGAGGGCUCGCUGGAGAUGCUCACCCUGUUGGAGCCCGUGGGCAACAACUCUCCCUCCUCCUCCACUUCCGCCAACAAGCCGACGGGACUGUCGUUCUCGCUCAUCCCGCGCAUCGCUCAGCUGAGCGGAGGCAUGUUCCGCGACGAGUUUUUCCACGCCGCCAUCACCGUGUGCGUCGAGCUGUCCCUCCAGGCUGACGAGUAUGCCGCCUCGGCGUUAACCUCGAUGAGCAGCGGUCCCGCAGCAAUGACCUCCCUGGUCUCGCCGCUGUCGGAUAUGGUCCAGUCGCAGCAGGACGUGCUGAUCCGGGUGGUCGAACACGCCCUCGAUGCCUUCGGGCAGCGUCUGGGACCCGCGGCCAAGGGCGGGAAAUGUUACUUGUUUCUCAACCUCGUGCUUGCCUCGGUCCGCGCACGUCUCAAGGGCGAGGACUCGCUGAAAUGGGUGGAGGAGGCCUCCAAACGGACCAUCCAGAACUGCAAGGAAUUGCUUUCUGGCGUUCCCUGGGGGGAAGGGCAUCGAACACAGCCGCUUGAGUCUUCCGGUGGCGGCAUCCAAUCAACCGUCCCAGUGCCGCAGUUUGAUCCGUUACUGUCCACCGAUAUCCCUGGAAUUUCACCGUUUGAUUUCGAUAACCUGUUCGACAUGUCCGAAUACGGACUGCCCGAGAUGUGGGAGUCGAGCGAUUUCCUGCCUCCAUUUCCCAUCGAUCCACCAGCCAUGCAUGUAUAGAGCCUGGUCUACGGAGUAUCCCGAGCGCCUGCAUUCGGGAGCAUACAUAAAGACGAGAGUCAUGAGAUAGAUUGUAUAUAGUUACCUACUUAGUUAUUAUGAUACCACUUAGACUUUAAUAGAUGCCAUCUUCCCUC